Messenger RNA from Pecten maximus, 690 nucleotides. RefSeq names its product protocatechuate 3,4-dioxygenase beta chain-like. The record is from RefSeq and is a predicted model, not a curated record. Gene Ontology annotation, molecular function: ferric iron binding; oxidoreductase activity, acting on single donors with incorporation of molecular oxygen, incorporation of two atoms of oxygen. Bases 1 to 690 code for a protein of 229 amino acids. The transcript has a single exon. NCBI's taxonomy places the organism in Eukaryota, Metazoa, Mollusca, Bivalvia, Pectinida, Pectinidae.
AUGGGAAAGGGCACAUACGUGACUGGAAUCACUGGUUUCAUCAACGGCAAGGAUAAGAUGGCUGCCUAUUACAUUUCCUUGUUGAUUUUGUUGUGCAGGAUUAGUUCUGUGAACGGAAAUGGUGGAAAUUCCAAUAACUGUCGUCCUACAAGUCACGAUAUUAUUGGUCCAUAUUAUGUCCCAAAUCCACCUCGACUUCUACAGUACUGUACGGGGGAUCCCGAACGACAUCAACAUGAACGCCUGUUCGUUCACGGAUAUGUAUACAAGAGUGACUGUUCAACGCCCAUGACCCACACCCGGAUUGACGUAUGGCAGGCUGACCUCUCGGGUAACUACACCCUCGAAGCGCGGUGUCGUGGCUACCUCAGGACAGACUCUCGUGGGUAUUACGAGUUCUCAACCCUUUACCCAGGCAAAUAUCACUUAUUCAGCGACGCAAAUCGCCCAGCUCAUAUUCACUUCAAGGUAUAUGGAAAACGUCGCCAUAAGACUCUCAUAACACAACUUUAUUUCGCAGGAGACUCGAGUCUUGGAACCAACGAUCCUUGUACAGUGUGUAGCUCUGAUAGGGAGGAUCUAAUCGCCAACGUGGAAUACUAUUGUGAACCAAAUGACCAUUCGGACUGUAUUCAGGUGGUCAGAUUUGACAUCACUUUGGAGAGGGGGAGAGGUGUGUCACAGACUUAG